AUGGUGAGAUCAAGGGCUCAAGUAUUCUCAAUGGCAACUAUAUUUGCUGCUACAAUUUGCAAUGGUGAUCGUGGUGCUCUUGAACUCAAGACAGAGGUCUAUUUAGUUGUGUGUACUCUAAAUCCUCCUCCUCCACAAAAUGAUACUCCUCCUCCACAAAAUGAUUUACCCUUUCAAGAAAGUGAACCAAGUUCUCCUUUACAUCAUGCUAGUGAACAACAUUCUUCCCCAUCUCACAAUUUCCCUCAAAAUGAAGAUGGGCAAUCUUUUCCCCAAGGUGGUUCGGAUCCUAGUGCUCAAAUUGGUGAAGGAAGGUUAAGUGCACUUGAUAUUAUUAAUCUUCCACAAGACCCCGGGAAAAGAAGAAGGAUGUGUGAUUUUCAUCCCGAUGAUAGGGAUUUAGUGCGGAGAACAUACAUUCAAAGAAAGCCAUGUCAAGCUAAAGAUCAUGCGUUUCCUCAAACACUUUUUGGGCCGAAAAAACGUCGAUUUAACGUUAAUUGGUUUGAUACUUGGCCAACAUGGCUUGAGUAUAGUGUUGAGAAAGAUGCUGCCUUUUGUUUCAUUUGCUAUCUAUUUAAGGAUGGUAACACAGCGGGAGUGGAUGCUUUUGUUAAUGGAGGUUUCAGAUGUUGGAAUAGAAGAGACACAAUUGUAAAGCAUGUUGGUGGACACAAGAGUGCUCACAAUAAUGCUGUGAUUGCUAUGAACUUUUUCAUGAAUCAAAUGAGUAGCAUUGCCACCGCUUUAUCAAAACAAACAACGGAAACCAUGAGUGCCUAUCGUAAGAGAUUAGAAGCUUCAAUUGAAACCAUUAAAUGGCUAUUGUUCCAAGGGUUGCCUUUUCGUGGUCAUGAUGAAAAGGAAAGUUCAUUGUCUAGAGGUAACUUUCUUUCGUUAUUAACUCUUCUUUCAAACCAUGAUCCUGAGUAUUCCAAAGUUGUUUUUAAAAUGGCCCCUGGUAAUUGUCAACUUACUUCUCCAAGUGUCCAAAAAGAUAUAAUCAAUGCUUGUGCUAAAGAAACAACUAAAGCAAUAUUGGAAGAACUUGAUGGUGGAUUUUUUGCUAUUCUUGCUGAUGAAUCUGCCGAUGUUUCCGAUAAGGAACAAAUGGCACUUUGUUUGAGAUUUGUUAAUAAAAAGGGGGAAGUGUGUGAGCGUUUUCUUGGUAUUGUGCAUGUUCCUGAUACUAGUUCUUUGACUCUCAAAGCUGCUAUUGAGUCAUUACUCAUGGAACACUCUUUAACUUUCUCUCAAGUUCGAGGUCAAGGUUAUGAUGGGGCAAGUAAUAUGCAAGGUUCAAUCAAUGGCCUUAAAACUCUAAUUUUGAAUGAAUGUUCUCAAGCAUACUUUGUUCAUUGCUUUGCUCAUCAACUUCAAUUGACACAAGUUGCACUUGCUAAGAAAAACUCAGAUUGUGGUUGGCUUUUUGUUGAUGUACUUGCACCUCUCUUGAACUUUGUGGGAGGUUCACCUAAGAGGAAAGAAUUUCUUCGAGAAAAACAACGUCAAGGGGUUGUAGAAGCAUUAUCUUUGGGUGAAAUUGAAUCGGGAACUGGUUUGAAUCAAGAACGUGGCUUAUGUAGACCUUGUGAUACUCGUUGGGGAUCUCACUUUAAAACCAUUUUGAAUGUGCUUGAUUUAUAUCCUUCAAUAGUUUUGUCACUUGAUUCCAUUGCAGAAGUAUCUGAUACACUUGAUUCGAAUAAAGCACAAUCUAUUACACACUUGUUGAUGUCAUUUGAUUUUGUGUUUGUGGCACACUUGAUGGUUGAUAUAUUUGGAAUUACAAAUGCGUUGAAUGUGGCAUUGCAAAAACAUGAUCAAGAUAUUGUAAAUGCAAUGGUCAUGGUUGAUGUAACCAAGACUAAUUUGCAAAAAUUGAGAGAUGAAGGAUGGGAUUCACAUAUGGAAAAAGUCACUUCUUUUAUGGCUAAAUAUGGCAUUGAGGUUCCAAACAUGGAGGGGCGAUAUGUGGUUCCUGGGAGAAGAAUGUAUAGAGGUAAAGGUCCACAAGUGACUAAUCUUCAUCAUUUUAGAGUUGAAGUUUUUCUAAGUGUCAUUGAUCUUAAAUUACAAGAACUUGAAAAUCGAUUUCCCGAGCAGACUAGCAUAUAUAUCAUGAGUUUAAAGUCAUUUUGGAAACGUGCCGGGAAGUCACAAAAGUCUUCAACUUGUUCUUCACCUAGUUCAAGGGAUCCUCCAAUAGAAGAACAUGUGUCUCCUAACGAUGAUGAGGUUCCUAUUACUGCACUUCGUCAUGAGCUUCAAUUUAUAUUAAUGAUGUGCGCCAAGAUGCAAGGUUUGGAGACUUGA
Molecule: messenger RNA, 2316 nt
Organism: Chenopodium quinoa (quinoa)
Lineage: Eukaryota; Viridiplantae; Streptophyta; Magnoliopsida; Caryophyllales; Amaranthaceae
Product: zinc finger MYM-type protein 1-like
Exons: 4
Coding region: 1-2316 (771 amino acids)
Source: RefSeq, a predicted model, not a curated record